GGAAUUUAUGUUUUGACGUCAGCACAACAGUCAAUAUGAGGAUUACAGGAUUAAGGAAAACAACCACUGGUCAGAAUGGUGUCGGCGCCUUCAUUCUCCAAUGUACAAAAAUGGAUUUUCAUUACUGCGAUUGGGCUGGCAGUUCCAAGGGCAUGAAUACCUUCAUCAAAAACUCCUUACCGGGCUUCGCGAAAGCCAAUCCUCAAAUCGAAAUCACUGUCUCUCCUCGACCCGCCAAGCACCCAGUCAUUAUAGGACAUUAUAUCAAUGGUCGCGAGAAGGCCAUUUGCGUCAGGAACCUAGAAAUCGGACAAAUAUUAAAAAAGGCAGAGCUGCUCAGAGAUGCAAGUGGAGAAAAACUCAAGAGAGUCAAGAAGCCCGUGAAGAGUAUCAACGAGAGUGUUAGAGGUAUCUGGAGUCCUUAUCAUAGUGGUGGAAUUAAGGUUUGAGGGGGAAAUUUUAACCAAAAAAAACAUUGUUGUAUUAUACAUAACAGCAUUACUGGCGUUAAGGAUAGGAAAUCAUGGGUUCCGAUAGUCCUAUGUCGAAUAUUUCGGCUGUAUGAUGUUAUGGUUAUGGUUAUGAGUUGAGCAACUUAUUAAAGCUUCGCUUUUCUACAGAUUAUCGGCAUUCUUGUCGAUGCUAGCAUCUGUUCUACCUCUCUGUCUUCCCACUAAGUCAUUUCUCGAGCUUCAUUGUCACAAUAAAGAUUGGCA
Messenger RNA from Botrytis cinerea B05.10, 716 nucleotides. It is a transcript of the gene Bcmrpl51, whose product is annotated as Bcmrpl51. Gene Ontology annotation, biological process: mitochondrial translation. The record is from RefSeq and is a predicted model, not a curated record. The transcript has 3 exons. Gene Ontology annotation, cellular component: mitochondrial large ribosomal subunit. Gene Ontology annotation, molecular function: structural constituent of ribosome. NCBI's taxonomy places the organism in Eukaryota, Fungi, Ascomycota, Leotiomycetes, Helotiales, Sclerotiniaceae. The coding region runs from base 36 to 449 and encodes 137 amino acids.